Patella vulgata (common limpet) is the source of this 6649-nucleotide messenger RNA. Its product is annotated as zinc finger CCCH domain-containing protein 18. The record is from RefSeq and is a predicted model, not a curated record. The coding region runs from base 172 to 3822 and encodes 1216 amino acids. Lineage: Eukaryota; Metazoa; Mollusca; Gastropoda; Patellidae. The transcript is spliced from 18 exons. Gene Ontology annotation, molecular function: metal ion binding.
CCUCCGCUCGGAGUCAAGCUUUGUCAAAAAUUCAUUAAUUUUAUUGAAUUACUCCAACUAAAUAAAGUUUCCUAUAGCUUAAACCCAAUUUUUCCUAAAAUUAAAUCAUUAAAUAAACAGAUAACAGAUAAAACAGAGUAUACUUGAGGAUUAUUAGUCAUUUUGGCACUGAUGGAUGCCGACAAUAGCUCAGAAAAUGACCAUCAGAAAAUAGGUGAUAAUUUUGAGGAUAACCCAGAUGAGAUAAAAGAUGAUAACGAUGGAGAAAUGGAAACAGCUAACUCUCCUAUGGCAGAAGGAGAAGAUAAUUCUCCAAAUGACCGUGACUUGGAGCAAAUGCAAGGCUUGAUAUUUGAUGGUGGUAACAAUUCUAAUGCUGAUAGAGAACCAAUGCUUGAUGAUGAUAAUUUUGAUCUUUCUCCAUCUCAAGAUGCUGAAAUGGUUCUACCGUCUUCAGAUAUUGUAGAUUCUACUCCACAGUCUUCAUCUUCACCAAUAGAAACUCCACAGUCACCAUUAGAAACACCAGGAUCACCUGAAGAAUCCCCAGAAUCCCCAACUCAAACUCCCAUUUCCACAACUGACACACCAAUUUCCCCAACUGGCACGCCAGGAUCGCCAAAUUAUCAAGAACCCGACAGUUAUGGCUCUCAUCCUAUUAAAUCUGAAAAUGAUGGGAGCUACAUUCAAAGUUCUGGUUCAGACAAUGAUGACAAUAUUGAUUCCCAAAAUUCGGAAAACAGGGAAGAAGAUAUAUCUGCUGAUAAUCAGAUCUCAGAGGCUGAAUGCUUGAUACAAAAUCCAGUAUCUUCAGAGGAUAUUCAAGAUGAGGAAAGGGAUGUAAUUGUAACUUCUGAUGCGAAUAUUUCUAACUCACUAAGUGUUGAUGAUGAUAUAAGGAGAACUGAUAAUGCUGAUAGUUUUAAUGAUGAAGUAAGUGGUAGUUUGAAAUCAGAAGUGACAGCAGAUAACAUGUCCAGUGAAGCUGUAGCCUCCACUACAGAUAAUGUAGAUUCUUCUAAUUUAAAAGUUGGUGUUUGCCCAGAUAAAGAUUCCUAUAAAGUGGCCGACUCAACUCAAAGUAGUUGUGUUGACAUUGCAGAAGACAAUAAUCAAGUUGAUAGUAAUGAAUCACUGGAUAACAGUGACUAUAAAUGUGACACAAAUGUUUCCCUAGAUUCAAAAGUGCCCUAUGCAGAAGAAAUCGAGUCUCCUGAUGAAUCCAUUGAUAAUUCUUCAUCCUAUAGAAAAUUAGAAGCAGGUGCGGAACCCAUUGAAUCUGAUGAGUCAGAUAGUGAAAUUUUACACAUGCCCGAUCAAUCAAGCUCAAGUUCUGUUCAGUUUGCCAGAGCUGACUCAAACCAAACUCAUGCAAAUAUAAGUGCUUUAUUUAAGAAUUCCUCCUGUACUGGCGAUAAAGGUCCACUACCAGAUGCAUCGGGUUAUACAUCUGGCGAUGAUACUUUAGAUCUUGAAGCCAACAGUCCAAGUGAAAGACCUCAACUUGAUUCUCAUUCAGGAAUAAGACUUUGUGCAAACAUUCCAAAUAAAGGCACAAGUGAGGAAGACGGGGAGGUAACUGCUAGUGGUCAGACAGACUCUCGAGAAGUAUUAAACUAUGAUGCUAGUGUAAAUGGUGAGUGUAGUGUAGAAGAGAAUAAGAUAAGUGAUAAAAUGACUAAUAAUAAACCCAAUAAUAAUAACACUAGCUUUAAUGAAGAACAUGUAGAAUUAGAUUAUGAUGAAGAAGAAGAAAGAAGUGAACAUGAAGAAGGAGAGAUGAGAAGUGAUGAUGAUCAGGAUAUGGAUAAAUCUGAUGAUGGAGAAAUAGAUGAUGAUGAAGAUUGUGAAGAAGGAGAAAUACGUGAACCAGGUUCUAAGAAACCAUUUGUAAAGCCUAUCUGUAGAUUUUUUGUUAAAGGAAACUGUACAUGGGGUGAUAAUUGUCGAUUUCUACAUCCUGGUAUUAAUGAUAAAGGUAACUAUAGUUUAAUAGAGAGACCAGGUUUUAAUGUCAUAAUGGGACCUAGAGGACAGUAUGGUCCAACAUGGCAGCAGAGUGAUGCAUGUCCAGAACCUGAGAUUCUUCCCCCACCACCUAUUGAGGAACCAGUAGUUGAAACAGCAUGGGAGAGGGGUCUUCGUCAGGCAAAAGAGAUGAAGAAGAAAGCAUCAGAAAGAAAAGAAACAGAAAUAGAUUUUGAGGAAAAACGUUUGAAUCUAAAUUUAGACGAUGUUCCUGAUAAGGAAUUUAAUAAAGAAAAUGAACGUCACAGAUAUAAAGAUCCUUAUUAUGACGCUGGAUAUGAAGAGCCAGAUGAAUAUUAUGAUAGACCCCAAGGCUUUCAGGCUGGACAGUAUGAAAACUUUGAAGUUCGGUGGACAAGAGGUCCAGAUAUGUUGGAGGACUUCAGGGAAAAAGAUAGAUUCAAAGAAAAACAUUUUCCACCAUCUCAUGUUGAAAGAUUAUACCGUCCAGAAUCACCCAAGUUACGACCUGAACCUAGAGAUCCAAGAGAUUCACAACCUCCUGUUGUAAGAGGUCGAGCAGAUGAAUGGAGAGAUCCCUGGCAAAGAUCCAAAUCUCCAAUUAAAAAGAAAGCUCCUAGGAAUUCACGACCUAGACGAAGACGGCGUUCUCACAGUGGUUCAUCUCACUCCUCUAGCUCUUUCUCUUCAUCUGGUUCGAGAUCAUAUUCUUCUAAUUCUUACAGUAGUGGUUCAUCGUAUAGUAGAUCUUCCUCUUUUUCUAGGUCUUCUAGAUCUCGGUCACGUAGUCCAGGGAUCAAUAAAAGACCUCCACCAAACUCCAGAGAAAUGGGUCGUAAUUUUCCACCUCGUAACAUGGACAGAAGGGGAGGUAAUCCUGUAUAUCCACAAGAUUCAAGACCUCCUGUACCAUUAAGAAAUAUGGAACCUCGUAGUGCUGUAUCAGUUAAACCUCAAAGAAGUCCAGAUAGACGUAGACCACCUGCUGCACCGUUACCUCUUACACAAAGAAAUGUUCAAAGUUUAGCUGGUAAAAGAGAAAGAAGACCACGAACUGGUAGUCAUAGUUCUAGUGGUAGUAGUCGUUCAACAUCCUCUCAUAGUGCCAGUAGUGUCUCAACUCAUACAAGUUCAUCAUCAAAUAGUAGUAGUGGCAGUGCCGACUCACAGCAUUUAUAUCGAGAUUUAGAUAAUCCUACUAAGCAUGGAUCUAAAGCAGGAAACCCGCAGAAAAAAACAGGAUCCAGAAAAAAUAAGAAAAAACCAGUGUCUUCCACAGAACCACGGUCAGCUACUGCAGGCAAAGCACCUCGUCAGGCUGGUCGUCCUGAAAUACCUAAUAGACAAGGUCCAGUUACACCAGUAAAAGCUAAAGAUCCUUUAAAACUUGUAGGACAAAAAUCUAACAUUAAAUUGACAUUAUUAAGUAAAGGUGAUAAAGGUAGUAGUAGUGAUCAAUCAGCACCAGUUAAAAGACGUUUAGGUGAAAUGGGUACUGGUGUUCCACCCAGUAAAAAACAAGCUAUUUCACCUACUAAGCAACUUACAGUAGAUAAAGUACCUAAACAACCAGCAACUCGACCGGAGAAAGCUAAAUCUCCGGUUAAAGAGAAACCUGGUCCUACAACUACAAAACCGAGUAAACCUCAACCAACUGCUGUUGUUAAACUCCCUGUUAAUAAACCCACUCCUCCUGUUACACAGAUGGCAGCACCAGCUCCUACCACUCAAUCUAAACAAAAAAAGAGUAAUUCCUCGCGACGUGAAGAACUUCUAAAACAAUUAAAGGCAGUAGAAGAUGCCAUAGCAAGAAAAAAAUCAAAAAUGCAAUGAUGUACAGCUUUAUUUAGAUGUGUGUAUUUUAAAUUGAUGUUUGUCCAAUAUCUUCAUAUUGUACUUCUCUUUAGGAACUGUGGUUGGUUACUUUAAUAACUUUAUACAUAGGUUGUGUUAUUUCUCUGGUUAUUCAGGUCAUAUUAGUGAAAAUGCAUGGAAUAAAGGUGUCAAUUAUAUUUUUUUUUUCUUGUUAUAUGGAACUUUUCACAAAUCAUCAUGUACACAUUAAUUACAAUAAGGUUGAGAGUUUGUAAAAUAAUUGCCAAGAAGAAUGUGAUGGAACUGUUGUUUGAUAGAUUAUUUUGUCAAAUUUAUAAAUUGAAAAUUUAUUUAAUGCAAUGUUUUAAUUAGAUGUUUGUUUCAUUGAAGAGCACCUUUCAAUAGUAUUAACAUGUCAGUGAAUAAUAAUGCUAAAUAGUAUAUUGUGGUGGAUAUAUUUGUUUGACUAGAUUCCAUUGGAAGUUAUCAAUCAUUGUUGUGAAAACAUAAGUUACUUUAUGUACUGGUUGCCAUAAUCUUAUCAUACGGUAGUAUGGAAUAUUUUGUUGAAUAUCAGCAGGUCCUAUAACAACUUGAAAGUAGUUUUGUGUGCUAAGAAAACUUCUUUAAGUUUCAUUCAUUUGAUUGCAACAGCUUGUUAUAUUUCUUUUUAUAAAUUUAUGAAAAGCUUGUUAUAUUUCUUUUUAUAAAUUUAUGAAAAGAUAAACUUCAUUAUUCACUAGAUAUGUGAAGAUGGUAUCUGGCGUUACAGCACACUAAUUAUUUUUAUCAUAGAAACAAAAUGUUUCAUCUCUAAUUUAAGUUAUUUCAUUGUUUAUUUUGGGGGGUUUUAUGAGUAAAAAAUUGAUAAUGUAAAUAGUAUUUGAUCGCAACCCAUUGUAAAUAACAAUAUCAUUUUAAUUCACAGAUUAAGGAAUGAUAUAAAUUAGAGUUUUUUUGUAGAGAUGUAUUAGAGAUGUAUUAUAGAAUAUUUAUGAAGUUGUGUUAAUACCUAGGUUCUCAACCUUGGGGUCGCGACGCCAACUGGGGUAGCGGAGUAGUUUUCGUGGGGUCGUGGCAGACAACUCUGAAACUGCUAUGUUUUCAUGAAAUGCAUAUUAAUCUCUGAUCUAUUCACCUCUUUCCACAUUGCCAAUCAUUUUUCCUCUCUCACGCUCACUAUUUGUUUCCUCAAUCUCUAAAUUACAACAUUUUGAUCUGUAAAUAAUGAUAAUGUUUCAUAGUAAAAGGUGACUUUGUUCUUCAAGGGGUCGCGAUCAGAUGAUGGUUUCUGGAAUGGAGUCGCAACCAACAAGUGGUUGGGAACCAAUGUGUUAAUACAGUCAUGUAAAAACACUACAUAUACAUAAUAUAAUAUAAUCAUGAAAUUACUGCUGGACUAAAAUGUAGGUUAGUUUUUCAAGUCUGUGGUGUGAAAACAAAAAUUCUGUGUUGGAUUUAAAUGUAAGUUUUCAUUUCUUGCUUUAUAGAAUGAAAUGAGAGCAGACUCAUAUUUGUAUAUCAUACCUCGCAAUGAUGCCAAUCCCAAUUUGAGAUCAGGUGUUGGUAAAAUUGCAUGUAAUCAUCCACAUGAUUCUUUAUGAGCUGAUGAUUGAUCAAGAUGUUAUUGUAUACGUUUUUGAGCGAAAUUCGUGUGUCUGCUUCAUUGUUACCUUUGCUGGGACGGACAGAAUUCUGUUCCAGAAUGUUCAGUUGAGUAUUCGUAUCUGUAGGGAUUCUAAGUCUCAAAUUAGGUUUGUGUUCAGAUUUUAUGGAAGGAAAUAUAACAGGUAAUACUAUCAGAAUGGCCAGUAACAUAUUAUAUAAUACAUGAACUAAUCGAGUAGAAUAAAUAGAUUAUUAAAUUCAGACAUAAAACUUCUCACAUCUGAAUCUUGUUAAUAAUAACAUUUAAAAGCUGUAUAUCUAUAUUAUUUCAACUGUUAACCAAUGUGUACCUUAAUGCUGAGAAAUGUGACAUUUUAUUGACCAUGUUGAUUUAUGCCUUAAAGUUACAAAUAUUAAAAUCAACAAUAAAAUUUUGUAGAGGUUUGACCUCCAAUGAUGUUUUAUGAAUACCUUAAUUAAUGUAUGUACACAUAUAAUUAAGUGUGAGUUGAGGAAGUGGUGGUGAGUAGAUAUUUGUUGGGUCCAUUGGUGUACUCCAUUGAACGUUCCUUGAAUUAAAUUCCCCCAAUCCCUAAAAUAGUGACAACAGAGUGAAAAGGGGGAUUUCAGGUGACAACGCAUGCGCCAACUGCACCAGACAAUACCUCAACCAACCAUGACAGCUGAAAGGGCCAUAAACUUUUGACACAUGGAAACGUCAUAUUAUAUCCAUGUUGUUCUGUAGUAUAAGAGUAUGUGCUAUUUAUGUGUAUGCACUGUUGUAUACAUCUAGACAUAAAUUAGAAGAUAAAAUAUACUGCAUUUAGAUUGUUCCAUUCUCUUUUAAGAAAGCUUGAUAAUUGUUGAAAUUAUUGUCUUGAGAAAUUGAACAUAGUUAUUUGUAUAGAAUUAUGACUGUAUCACGCCUAGUAAUUUAUUUGUCUCUUGCAAACUGCAACCCUAGGAUCCCAUAGCAGAACAGUUUGGUUUUGCAGACUACAGUCAUUAGAAUAAUUGUAUCUUUCAAAUCAUUUUGUUGAAUCUGAUAAACCAAAGUAUAAUGCCACCACAUUUUAUGUUUCCAAUGUACUUUGUUAUCUAGCUCUAAGAGUUGAGAUACUAGCCAGAGACACAUUUAGCUGUAUAAUGUAAAUAGUUGUAUAACAUAUUGUAAUAUAUUCAUAAAGACAUUAUGUAAAUUAUUCCAUAUAUAAAAUACAAUAAAUUGGAAAAAGUA